Cordyceps militaris CM01 is the source of this 699-nucleotide messenger RNA. RefSeq lists its product as uncharacterized. Lineage: Eukaryota; Fungi; Ascomycota; Sordariomycetes; Hypocreales; Cordycipitaceae. The record is from RefSeq and is a predicted model, not a curated record. The transcript is spliced from 2 exons. The coding region runs from base 1 to 699 and encodes 232 amino acids.
AUGUCUUGGUUGUGCUAUGUAGAGCCUAGACGUUUCUCCUCCCCGCCCUGUACAUCCCCUCACCUUCCCUGCAAGAUCCUCCGCCCCGUGGCCAAAAACCAAGACACCGGGCAGCUUCUAACCGUCGGAGCCGACGUCUCGGACCUCAACCCGCCGUCACCGUCAUCACCGCACUGCGCGACGCCUUCCCUCCCCGCCCGUGUCGUGUGGCGCCACCGGUGGGCAUCCGUCCCGAUGCUGAGCCCCGCGCUGGCAGGCGGAGCGCGGAGUCCGACGGCGCCGUCCGUCACAGUGACCCAGCGCGCCUCCGAGCGGCGCCGCGUUCACCACCCGCGUGCUUCGUGCAUGCGCCGGCCACUGCGUCGCGCCGGAGGACCUGACAUACGGGUUAUAACGCCGGGCAUGCGUGCAGAAUAUCUCACGUCGGAGCUGCUGCGGGACGAGGAUACGGUGCUGGGGCGCGGCCGCACGCCUGGGCGCAUCUCGGUCGCGCCGUGGGCCGUGGCCGCCUGCGGAGGACCCCGGCGCGCACGCGACGACUGGCGCAAAUGGGGGCUUUGGCGCCGCGGGGGCGCGACGCACCUUGUUCUACAGCACGGCGCGGGAGAAUGCGGCGUCGUAGGUCCGCGCACGCUGGGGCUGUGGCCGUUUGGAUACACGUGGAAACUUGCUUGUUCAGUAGGGCGACGGCCGAUGUAA